Molecule: messenger RNA, 4644 nt
Organism: Limulus polyphemus (Atlantic horseshoe crab)
Lineage: Eukaryota; Metazoa; Arthropoda; Merostomata; Xiphosura; Limulidae
Gene: Taf7
Product: transcription initiation factor TFIID subunit 7-like
Exons: 3
Coding region: 177-1445 (422 amino acids)
Biological process (GO): transcription initiation at RNA polymerase II promoter; RNA polymerase II preinitiation complex assembly
Cellular component (GO): transcription factor TFIID complex
Molecular function (GO): RNA polymerase II general transcription initiation factor activity
Source: RefSeq, a predicted model, not a curated record
UAAUUUAAGAUCUAAAUGGUUCCUUGUUGUUCCUGCGUUAUGUUACGUAAUGAAAUAGAAGGAUUGCUCCCCCUGACGGUUACCUGAGGAAGAGUGUAAUACUGAUAGUUCUUCGCGAGUUGCCAAACAAUUUAACGGUAAGAAAACCUGGAAGUUCUGGAACGUUUUUUGAAAAUAUGCCUUCUCAUCCAGUGUCUGUACAAUUCACCAUGCCUCCACCAGAAGAAAAGGAUGGAACUACACAGAAACCUACUGAGCCUCCUGUAGAGCUAGAAAAUCAGUUUAUUCUGAGAAUGCCACCAACUCCAGCAGCAUCACUUCGUGCAGCAGUCAGAUCAGGGGUAAUGAGCCUUAAGGAUAGGCUGACUAUACAGGUAGAACCAGAUAUGAGACAUGGAACUGUACGUUUUGACAAAUGGUCUAUGUCAUCAAAGAUAGUUGAUUUACCAUGUAUUCUGGAAUCCCAAAAAACUUUAGACAGAAAAAAUUUUUAUAAAACAGCUGACAUCUGUCAAAUGAUGGUGUGCAAAGAAGAGGAUGAUCCUCAAAAAUCUGAAGAAGAAGACUCAACCAAAAAGAAAAAGGAUAAGGAUAAAAAAUUCAUGUGGCCUCAUGGUAUCACUCCAUCUCUUAAAAACGUCCGUAAAAGAAGAUUUCGAAAGACGUUAAAAAAGAAAUAUGUUGAUUUCCCCGAGAUUGAAAAGGAAGUAAAAAGACUGUUUCGCAUGGAUAAUGAAGCAAUAAGUGUCAGGUAUGAAGUAGUGAAUGCUGAUGAAGACAAAGGAGAAAAUAAAAAUGGACCAACAGAAGGUACUGUUGGUAAUAUUUUGUCAGCUGGUGGCUUUAUUAACAGCAAUUCUCAGAGUAUGGAUGUUGCAGAACAUGACUUGUUUGGUGAAGUUCUUAGCAGCUCUGAAGAGGAUGAUGUUAAUAUUAUGGAUUUGGAAGAUGAUGAGGUCAGUCGUGCAUCAGUAGCAACAUCUAAUAUAAAUGAAACUACACCUAAUAAAUCAGAAAAACUUGUUACUGAAUUCUCUCGAGGUAUGUUACGAAGUCCAGCAGGUUUAGGAGCAUCUGACACAUCACAAGAUCGAGAAUAUGAAGAUAAUAAAAAAUCUAUUUCUCCACUUGCUAGUGAGAAAAACAGACCACAAAAACAAACUAGUUCAGCAAGGUCAAAUGGGAAUCAGUUUGUUGUUAAAAAGGAGGAUAUUAAAGAAUCUAGUGAACAAGGAAGAGAUGCGUUACUGACAAAGUUGGAUUUACUGGAAAAAGAAAUCUUAAAUAUUCAGGCAAGAAGGCAGGCACAAGAACUUGAAAUCUCAAACAUUGAGAAUCUAGCUCUGAAGCAAAGGUUUCAAAGUAUUAUAGAUAACUUGAAAGAACAGGAGAGGGAAAAACAAAGACAGUAUGAUGACAUUGUUAUCUUGUUACAUCAAGAUUGAUUUUACAUUGUUUAUUUAAUGUGCUGAAGGAAAAAAUAAGGUAUAAAAGUGCUACUUUUCUAUGCUUAUUUCAUAAUAAGAUGAUUAGUGGGGCUGUAUAAUUACUUUUGUUAAUUGCAUAAAGAUGUAUAUUAAAAUGUAUUACUCAAAUGGUGUAUUUAAAUAUAUUCCACAAAUAAUCAUCUUUUUUUGUUUAAGCUAUUUAUUCCUUUCACAACUAAUAAUAAAAUAAGUUCAAUCAGACAAAUUUUAGCUGACCUACGAACUUUAAUCAAGUUAGAUUAGAAUAAACGGAACUUACAAGUAAAUUAUCUUGAAAGCUUGCUUUAUUUUUCCCUAUGAUCUAGUGACCAGGUUUUCUAUAAUUUUAGCAUUUUUUUUUUCCUGGAAUGACUUUAAGCAACAACUUUAACAUAUACUGUGAGAUUGCUUUGAUGCAAAAAUAUGUUAAAACACAAAUUCACCUGUAUGCAAAACUCUGUGUAACUCCUCCACCCCCUCCAUGUCUCAGCUUGAUAUAACAGCACGAGUUCUUACUCUUCAUAUGAUACAGUCACCAUCAAUGGAAGUUCUUUGCUACCCCUGUUCAUUUUUCUAAUGUAUCUGAUAACAGUCUAUACAGUGCAGAGUAUUGGCAAAACCAGCCAUAGGCUAGCAAGAACAUUGAAAAUGCCAUCUGAAAAACACUUGGUUACCCAUGCAUUUGCAGUAUGUACUUGUUAAAACCCUAAAACAAACAAUGAAUAUGUUAUGCAUUAAAAAUAUUUCCACUUACUUUAACCCAGACUACAUGCAUAGUCACGAUAAUGUUUUUUUUUUUUAUAUGUUCAUUAUAGUGAAAAGUUUAAUCUAUUGAUUUUGAAUUUUACUUUUCAGGCCUUUUACUUCAAAUUGUAAUUUUGUAACUAUACCAGUGUUGAAGUGAGAGCUUUGUGCCCAUUUAUUUAUUUGUUCAUUACAUGUUUUUUUGUUGUUGUUUAACAGUGAUACAUAAGAGGUAUAAAAAGACUGCUUAAGUUGUGUAUGAAAUGUAAACCUUAACUAGAUCUUGGAAAAACUUAAGUUUAAUAGAUUACAUGAAAGAAAGACUUAAAAAGGUGUUUGACAUGGCAAAUUCAACAAGUUCUAUUCCUUUGUCCUAUCAUAAUUGUAAAUUCUAUUUCACUUUUAUUAACAUUUACAUUUGAGCCUGGACAUUGUAUUACGAGUGAAAAGUUUUAGUGAUGAAUGUAUCAUUAAAUAGACCAAAAAAUUUUCAAAAUUUAAGUCGUAUAAAACACACUUGCAUCCAUAGUCAAUAAUUUUUAUUAUCACAAGAGUUGCAAAAGGUCUUAUGUUAACAUAGGAUUUUAUGUUCAGUGAAAAUCACACAUUUUUUAACACGGAGCAAGAAUUUAUUAAACUAUAAAUAUUGUGUUUACAAUUCAAGUGUCUCACUAUCAGGUUUCCAAUCAAUUGUAAGUUAAUACAUACACAGAUAAAACUACUUAUCUGUAUUACAGAUUAAAAAUCAUACUUAUAACCAGAUAAUUUGUAAAGAAACACCCACACACACUGAAUAAAAGUUCUAAAACAAUGUGCUAGAAUAUAUUUCUUUAAAUACUAAUAGCACAGUGUUCUUUCCCAAUUAUGCAGUAUUUAACUUUUUCAGGAAUUUCCAAGAACAAGAUUUUUAGAAAUCUGACAAAUUCUCAAGAUUUAUCCUCACUAGACAUAAGCAACGUCUGUGAAUGUCAAUCCACACCACAUGUGUAGUGGAAAUACACCAAAAAACUGGAAAUAAAUACAUGACCUGCUCAUGCAUUCUUACUGGACAUAGUAGGGAUGGUCUGUCCUACAAAACAUGUUUUGACAACAAGAGCUCUUAUGUCUGCGAUAGUAGUAGCCUAUAUAUGAACUAAUAUUUUUAAUAAAUUAAAAUAAUUUUCUUAUAUAUAUAGACAGGCAGACAACUUACUGCAAUCUUAGUUGUGUUUCUGUCCAACUUACUUUUCAUUAAUUUUCUAAAGUAUAACGUUAUAUCCUUGUUAAGCACUACAUAAUCACCAUCUUUGCUAUAGUUCAGGUUAUUUUGACAGGUCAAUUUCCUUUGAAUCACACAAUAAAAAAUUACAGAUUCUAUUUUAGCAAAGCAACAUCAUUCAUUGCUGGUGUGAUACUCCCAUUUGGCUAACAUCAUUCGUUGCUGGUGUGAUACUCCCAUUUAGCUGCAGUACUUCUAAAUUAUUCUCUCGCAUCUGGUGUGGAUGAGCUUUUAAGCAAGAUGUUACUACAUUAAACAAUUUCAGUGUAAGUGAAAUGAAGUGACAAUUUGAUUCUCCACUCAAAAUGUUAAAUCAAAUUUUCUGUUUGUUAUAAUUCCAAAUGGGUUAUCUAAAACAUUUUAAAAUUCACCCAUAAAACCUAAUUAUUUAUCACUCCUAACCUUAAGAAGUUUUUAAAGUAGUUGCAAAAACUUGGAGCACUAUUAACUAACAUAUAAAAUGCAGUCCAUAUAAGCAUAAAAAAAUCUGUAUAAUUAGUAGUGAACAUAAACUAGUCGUACAUCGUCAUAGAAAAUUUAAUAAUCGAAAAAUAAGUUCCAAUGUUUUAAAUUAUGGAAUGUUUAAUAGGCAUUUUGUUCAUGUGAUCAUUUUUAUCUUAAUUAGUCAUUAAUGAAAAUAUAACUCCUGAACCAAUCAACAUGAAAAGCAAAUUUUCAAGGUACAAACGUAAUGAAGCUUACUGUGCCAUGGUCAGGGACAUGAGACUCACCAAAACAUUUGCUACCACCCCUAGAAUUAUGUAUUUUCCUAAAUCUUUCAAAGUAAGAAAGUUAAUGAUAAUGGUACACGUAGUGUAGCAAUAACUUGAAAAAGGCUUUUUAUCAACAAAAAAAACUUAAACGACUGAAUUUGAAAACCUUAUCACUGUGCAGAAUAUAAUUCACAAUGUUACUAGCAAGUGCAAGUGUGUAUUUUCUUAGUAUUUUAUAUCACAGUAAUAUCUACUUUUAUAUGAUAGAAAAACUGACAAAACCAAAUUAUAUUUCAAUUGUUAUAACCAAAAAAAAAGUACUGACAAUAGAUUGUCAGAAGACUGGCAGUAUGUAUUUUACAAUAAAUUACUGAAUUGUGUUUGUUACCUACAAAGCAGAACAAACUGCUUGAUAUAGGUUAUCAUAUAUAUAUAUAUACAUAUAUAAACUGAAAGACCAUAC